Naegleria fowleri is the source of this 4167-nucleotide messenger RNA. RefSeq lists its product as uncharacterized. Gene Ontology annotation, cellular component: cytosol. Bases 1 to 4167 code for a protein of 1388 amino acids. The record is from RefSeq and is a predicted model, not a curated record. Lineage: Eukaryota; Heterolobosea; Eutetramitea; Acrasida; Naegleriidae. Gene Ontology annotation, molecular function: protein binding. The transcript has a single exon.
AUGAGUGUUCGACUCAAGAAGAAGAAUAAAUCUCUUCCACAACAGCAACUACAACAGCAACAGCAGGAAUGCUACUCACAUCACUCCGAGUCUCAGGAGGCUUCUUCCAUCAUGAUGAAUACCACCACUCUGACCAACACCACCAACACCACCAACACAGAAACCACUCCUUCAAAUCAUCCUAAUGAUCGAUUAUUACCAACCACUGCUGCAACAAGUUCUAAAUUCUUUCCGAAAUCUCUUGUACCAAAAAAACUAUUGGCGUCGACAAGACUCAGAGUGGAUGAUCACCCUCAUACUCCUCAUCAUCAUACUCAUCCAACAACAAACAUCAUUCAUCCUCCUCCUUCUUAUAGUACCAAUCAUCAUCAUGAUGAAUCAUCCACCACUUGCAUUUCUUCUGAUUCAUCUUCAUACUCGAUGAAGAAUCACAACAACAACCAUUCAUCGAGUGGUGGUAAUGGUGGUGGUAAUGGUGGUGGUAAUGGUGGUGGUAAUGGUGGUAGUUUAUUGAAACGAAAGAAUUCUACAGCAAUCAAUUCAACAACAACAACAACCCUUCCUAUCAACAAUCGAAUAUUCAUGAAUCCUGAUAAAAAGUCAAAAACCAACAAAAGAAUCAUUGAUCCAUUUGAUUCUUCUUCUUCUGAUGAAGAGCAUGUUAGUGAAGAUGAUUCUUUUGAAGAUUUUAAGAAUUCCUCAAAGAAUUCCUCACAAGUGUCAAUGAUUUAUUCUUGUCAUGUAUGUAAGAGAGAUAUUACAUGUUUGAGUAAGAAUGAUCGAGUGAAACAUAUCAAAUUAUGUUGUAAAGUGUAUCAAGUUGGAAAUGAUCAAAUGAAACUCUACAUUUCACAAUUAAGAGAAUUACAAAAACAAGAAGAACAUGUUGCAAAACAGAAGAAUUCCAAAAAAAGAAAACGAAAAACAUCCAAAACAAUGAGAGAAGGACGUUCGAAUGCAAUCACAAGUGUUGGUUCUUCCUCGUCUUCUGAAAUCAAUUCUUCUCACCAUCACCACCACCACCAUCAGAUGGAUCAUUUGACCAAUUUCAGCAACAAUAACAACAACACCAUCAUCACCACCACUAAUGGUACAAAUUUCAACAUGUCUACAAUGAGUCAUUCUGUUGAAGAAUGGUUAAAAACCAUUCAUAUGGAUCAAUAUCUUUUGAAUUUUACUAAAAAUGGUUAUGAUACCAUAGAUAUUCUAUGUACCAGUAAUAUCAAUGAAAAUGAUCUCAUUCAUCCAUUAACCAUUACCUUACAUGGACAUCGAAAGAAAAUACUCUCUGAAUUAUCAAAAUUAAAACAACUCUAUGAAUUAGAUAAGAAAAGACAAGAAUGUGAAAAGAGAAGAAAUGAUUUAAUUGAACGAAGAAGAAGAAUGAAAGAUGGAAUCAGUGGUGGUCAGAGUGGUCAGACUAAAGGUGAUUCUACUAUUCCUACAACCACCACCACCACCACCACUAAUGGUACUACUACUACUACUUCUCGUAUACGAGGUGCCACAACACCAUGGCCACAACAACAACAAGUCACAACAAAUCAAAAUAUGACCACAACUGGAAAGAGAAUUGCAACCUAUUCCAUGGCCACAACAACACCUCCAGAGAAUCGAAAAUCCAUCACUGAUAUUGCCAAUGCAUUGAGAAGUGAAUUACAACUAUUAACCACCAGUAUUUGUAGUACUAGUAGUAACAGCAACAACAUUUCAGCAAACAUGACUAGGAGUAGUAGUUGUAACAAUAUCCUUCAAGAUGAUAAAAGAGAAGAAAAGAGCAGCAACAGUGCUUGUACUACUCCUCCAUCAUCAUCCUCACUGCAUGGACAUGAAACCAAGUCGUUGAAGUUGACUACAAUUAGUGGUGUUGGUAACAAGAAGGAAUCUCUAUCAAUAGUAAGUCUACUAUCACCACCACCAACAGCACCACCAAUAGCACCACAAUUACAGAGCUCAUCAUCCUUAUGGUCCAUGGCACAUCAACCUCUCACACAGCAAGUAUCCAUCAGUGGUGGUGAUAUUGGUGGUGGUGGUGAUAUUGGUGGUGGUGGUGAUAGUAGUAGUGAUAGUAGUAAUGAAUCAAGUCGUGAUGAACAGGAAGUAAUGGUACUGUCUUCUGGGAGUACCAACAACAACAACAACAACACCAACACCACUCAAUCAACCACCACUAGGAAUAGGUCGUCAACACGAGUUGUAUCAAUAUCACCUCCACCCCUAUCAUCACCAAGAUCACCACCAAAGGAUCCUUUAAAAGAUCAUGACGAUUGUUCAAGCACUUCUAUUGCAUCCUCACCAAGAUCACCACCACCACAAACACCUUUUACAACAAGUAGUAGUAGUAGUACUCUCACUCCUCCUCCAUCAUCAUCAUCCUCACAACUGUUGCAUACUCAACCCAUCAUCCAUGAUGACUUGUGUGAAGUUCAUGAAGAAGUAGAACCAUUGUCGUUGAUCAACACCAUCGUCACCUCAUCAUCACCUCUAUUGACCACUACCACUCCUACUACCACCACUCCUACUACUUCCUCAUCAUCACCUCAACACAGUGUUGUCACUCAACCACUUCUCUCAUCACUUCAGAAGAGUAGUUCAUCAUCAGAACAAGUUGUAGUUGGUGAACCUUCACUCAAUCCACCACCACCAAGAUCACCUCCACCCAUAUCACCACCAAGAUCACAUGUUGAGUAUACUCAACAUUUUACUCCUCAAGAAUUAGUGAAUCAAUUUAAAGAGACUGUCAUUCAAUUAUAUUCUGAAUUGAAAGAAAAAAUUUUAAAGAGUAUUCAUUCAUCUCAUCACAACAAUGAAUACUUUCAUUUAGAACCAUUAGAGACAUUAUUUCUCAAAGAUUCAAAUACUACUACUACUACUACUACUACAAAUACUACAAAUGUAUCACUGAAUGAGGAAAACAAGAUGUAUCAGUGCCAUCAAUACCACCACCACCAUAAGCAGCAUUCACCUCUCUCACUUGUGAAUCGUUUCAUAAGGAUGAUUGAUCAUGUUGAUUCAGUUGAAUCAUCUAACAACAACAACAACAACAACAACAUUCAUGAUGGUACCAUUGAUCUCACUUUGAAUAACAUGAUGGAUGAAUGUAACCAUGAAACCAAUUCAAUUCAAUUCAAUUCAUCAUUUGGAAAAGACAAUUUAACACUCGUGUCACCACAACCAUUGGAAGAAUAUACAACUACUACUUGUAACACUACUAAUACCAAUACAACACCAACAACAAGUACUGCAACUACUUCCACAAAUACUACUACCACAAAUACUACUACCACAAAUACUACUACCACAAAUACUACUACUAUUAAAAGAGAGGUAAUCAUCUUGGAAGAUGAUAAUUCUCAUUCCACUACAACAACUACUGCUAUUUCUGGUAUUGAUGCUACGAAUAAUAGUAGUAGCAAUACCACGACUAGUACUACGACUCCUCCUUUUACAACUUCUCCAAUUCAUGUUUCACAUCAGAAUUCAUCUCCAUUCUUAAUAGAGAUGACAAGGAAUCCACUCACAACUCUCAAUACUCAACCACCAACCAGCACUUGUGGUUUAUGGUCUCAAGAACAUCUCCAAGAUGAUGAUGUACAUGACCAAUUAUUUCACCACAACACUCGUCGACGACGACAACACUUGGAUUCAGAAGAACUAUCCAGUCUCGAAGAUGAUGAUGAUCAUGCACUCUCGAGACGUCCAAACAUGAUCAUGAUGGAUUCUGAUGAUGAAAUCUUCAACCGAGUCAUCUGGUCUCAAGAACAUCUCCAAACAUCAUCAACAAUAGUACCACCACAAAUACACACCUUACAAGAAUUGAAUGAAAAAUCGAACCGAGAAUUGAAGUUUGCUUGUGAUUUUUAUGGAAUCAAGAGUGGUUCAAGAAAAUUCAUGAUCCAACAUCUCUCUCAAGUCUUAAUAGGUAUCAUGGAGAAUACAAAGGAUCGAGUGUAUGAUGUGAAUCAUUUUAUCAGUAGUAGUAGUAGUAGUAGUAGUCGUAGCAAUACCACAACUAGUACUACUAUUACUAACACUCCUAUCAGUACUACCAAUAUCAAUAAUACCAAUGUCAGUACUACUACUACUACUACUAACACUCCUACUUUUGGUACCACUAAUAAUAGUAGUACUACUCCUUUUUCACCAGUGUUGGAUGAAAAAGUGUGA